Molecule: messenger RNA, 1653 nt
Organism: Penicillium alfredii
Lineage: Eukaryota; Fungi; Ascomycota; Eurotiomycetes; Eurotiales; Aspergillaceae
Product: putative pH signal transduction protein PalI
Exons: 4
Coding region: 1-1653 (550 amino acids)
Cellular component (GO): cell division site; plasma membrane; growing cell tip
Source: RefSeq, a predicted model, not a curated record
AUGUUGCUGAAGCCCGCGACACCCCUCACCGUCCUGCUCCUGGUCGCCUUUGCCCUGCUCCUGGUGUCCUGCUUGUCGACGCCCAUUAUCAAGGGAAUUCCCUUGGCCACUUACAAGGAUGUCGACUAUGGUGUGUUUGGCUACUGCAAAGGCAGCCAGUGUACCAAUAUCCAUGUGGGAUACACUAGCAAUGAUAUAAAUAGCACCGGUGACGAUUUCAACCUCCCCUCGGGGACCCGUGAAUCGCUGUCCUCCAUUCUAAUUGUCCAUCCCGUCGCUGCUUUCCUAACCCUGAUCUGUCUCUGCCUGGCGGCCGCGGCCCACUUUCACAGCCCAUCCCACUCGCCGCGCUUUCUCCUGGCUCUCCUCAUCCUGCUUCUGCCGACGCUGCUCGUGACCCUUCUCGCAUUUUUGGUCGACAUCUUGCUCUUUGUGCCGCACUUGCAAUGGGGCGGAUGGAUUGUGCUGGCGGCGACCAUCAUCCUCGUCUCCUGCGGGGUGGUAACAUGCGCCAUGCGCCGAACUCUCGUGAGCCGGAAAGCGAGGAAGCAACGGAUUGCGGAAAAUGCCGAGAUGAGCGGAGAGAACUUUUACAAUCGCCAGAAUGCCGCCACGACCGCGACGCCCGUCAACGAAGCCAAGGAGGCUAUGGUGUCUGGCUCCCCCACUUCCGAGUCGGGCCCCAACUUUGCGACAUUCCGCACUGAAACGCGCGACAGCGAUGAUGACCGCACUCCUCUGAAUGCUCGGACUCCUCUGAACGACGUCCCCGUACCACCCGAAUCUCACCCACCCAGCCGUCGCCCGACUCCGUACCGUCCGCCGCAAGAGGAAGCAAACUCCAUGCCGCCGCCAGGUGCUUACGGUGCUGGCAUGAUGCACCAACCUUCCGACCCCCGACUGCGUCCGCAGUAUUCUGACGGCAGUAUGGGCCCGCGACGGGGAGGUGGUCCGCCGGGCUUUAGUCCGCGUCCCUACAUGGGUCCCCGCGGCCCUCCUCCAGGUCCACGAGGCGGAUACAUGGGCCCAAUGCCGCCGAGGGGCCGCGGAGGCAUGAUGCGCGGACCGCCGCGUGGCCCGCCGGUUGGCUAUGCCCCUAGUCCCCAUCAAAGCUUUGACUCCUACGGUCGACCCAUGCCACCCCCUGGCGAUGAUCCCUACGAGCCCCCCUCGCCCAUCAGCCCUAUUCGCCAUCCAUCUCCAGGUCCAAUCGGCAUGGCCGUCUCGCCGGAGACCGAUGGCCAAGCGAUCGAAAUGACGCCGCAGGCCCGGCGCUACGAUGGACAUGACUCCAUGGGCACCGAUCUUGAGCCGCAUGCGGUGUCAAUGGAUGGUCAUCUCGCACCUCUUGACAGCCCGUCGACUUCAAGCAUGUACAGCCGAACUGAGUCCUAUGUUCCUGCUCGUGCAGGCUGGAGCUCGGGUGAUGACCGUCGUACUCUAUCGCCUCGUCCGCCCAUGUCGCCAUUACAGUCCAGUAACACCAACAGUUACUAUGAGGACGUGGAACCUCAGUUCGCCCGUCGACCAUCCCCGCGGCCAUCGCCAGGUGGUGCCCCGGUCCCCUCGGCCUUGACGCCGGGCGCACACUGUAAGUUUGCGUUGAUUCGAGUCCUGCAUACCAGUGCUUUUGCUCACAUCGAUCUAGUUUAA